This is a messenger RNA of Xyrauchen texanus (razorback sucker), 2702 nucleotides long. RefSeq names its product ceramide kinase family protein. The record is from RefSeq and is a predicted model, not a curated record. Gene Ontology annotation, molecular function: kinase activity. The coding region runs from base 291 to 2003 and encodes 570 amino acids. The transcript has 13 exons. Lineage: Eukaryota; Metazoa; Chordata; Actinopteri; Cypriniformes; Catostomidae.
UUAGACAUGACCUGUUACGAACGGGGAAAUAGGUCACCUUAGGUAGGGAAAGCAGAGUUUAUGUAACUCAUUUAUCUUAUCUUCCGUUAAGUAAACAUAUGUAUUGCCCUCGGAGGGUGGAUGUCAUAAUCCACACCUAAUCAUAAUGGUUUUAUUUGUUCGCUUCAAACGUUAGACGAGUUUACCAACACGCACAGCUUCGAAAUUCCUACAUGGAUAAAAUAUACUGUCGAAUAGUUUUGUGGGACGGUAUUCAGUAGAUAAAGUGAACGAAUGCGAACAGAAAGGCGAUGGAGAUAGAUGCAGUGAGAGUGGAGUCGAGUCUGUGGAUCGGUAAUAAGCGGUACAGGGCUUUCCUGAGCGGUUGGUACUUCAGCUGGACUGAGAUCGACAAGAGGAACCGGGAGAAGAAAACAGUUUCUCUGCCGGUGUCAGAGGUGAUUGAGGUGAAGGAAGGUCGGGUCGAGAUCCAACCCCAGAAGAAGGUAGAAGACACUGACCUUGAUUUUACAUUAUUCUAUGUGAAGCGCAACAGCAGAGGUAACUCCCAUGGAGCAUCGUGGAGCCUGGGCAGGACCCAGUUCUGCUGCCCUAGCCGGGAUGUCCGGGAUCAAUGGAUCACGCAACUCAAAACUGCACUCAAAACCCACAGCCCCUCACGUCCUCACCGGUUGUUGGUGUUCAUUAAUCCUUUUGGAGGAAAGAAGAGGGGGAAACAGAUCUAUCACUCUCUAGUGGCCCCUCUGUUUGAGCUGGCUGGCAUCAGCUCUCAUGUUGUGGUGACUGAACGAGAAAAUCAGGCCAGAGACUACAUCCUGAAGAAAGACUUAACAGGGUUUGAUGGUGUGAUUUGUGUGGGAGGAGAUGGAAUGUUCAGCGAACUGCUGCAUGGUGUGAUUGGACGAACCCAGCAGGAGGCAGGGAUUCCAGAACAUGACCCCACUGUAAUGCUGCAGCCAUGUGACCUCCACAUCGGCAUUAUUCCUGCAGGCUCUACAGACUGUGUCUGUUUCGCCACAGUCGGCAUAAAUGAUCCUGUUACAUCAACGCUGCACAUCAUCAUUGGAGACUCUCAGCCUCUGGAUGUGUGUUCUGUCCAUCAUCAGUCAACACUUAUGCGGUAUUCUGUCUCUAUGGUGGGUUAUGGUUUCUAUGGAGAUGUUUUGGCAGAGAGCGAGAGGCACCGCUGGAUGGGCCCUCUCAGAUAUGAUUAUUCUGGUUGUAUGGUAUACUUGUGUAACAGGAGCUAUCCGGGACUAGUGCAAUAUCUCCCUGCAGAUUCUCAUAUCUCCAGCCCACGGGACAACACUCGCUGCCUCUCGGGAUGCAGAGUGUGUUCUGAGAGCAAAGAAAGGCUUUUCCCCCACUUUGACAGCUCCAGUUCGCUCUACAGCACCAGUCUUAGCCGAUACAGCAGUGAGUUAGUGGGUGAGUGGGUGACUGUUGAUGGCAAGUUCAAGUGCGUCUCUCUCACCUGUAUGUCGAGCUCAUGUCCACGCAGCCCAAAGGGUCUCUCACCCUCUGCCCACCUGGCUGAUGGGACGGCAGACCUCAUUCUGGUGCGAGAAACUAACCCUGUGGGCUUCCUCACAUAUCUUCACAGACACACAAAUUCAUUGGAUCAGUUUGACCUUCCCUUCGUUGAAGUUCAUCGUGUCAAGGCAGUUCGUUUUUCUCUUCCCCCUGGAGAAGAAGAAGAGAAUGAGGAAGAGGAGAGAGAAAUCCAGACCUCUGCUGAGAGGUCAUUGGAGGAUCCUGAGAAACUGUGUAGUGAAAAUGCAAAUUCAAGUGGCUCACAGCACCAUCUUCCUAGACAGAAAGAGAGAGGAAAUGUUGGAAAGAAUCGAGGCUUCGUGUGUGGGCCCUGCUGCACUAAACCUCCCUCUGUAUCUGUGUGGAACUGUGAUGGAGAGAUUCUACCUCACACAGAGAUCCUCUGCAGAGUUCAUGGCCAGCUAGUGCGUCUCUUUGCCAGGGGCGUCGAGGAUUCAACAGGAUCUUAAAUAUAGGAGCUACAAAGAGAGAUGUGUUCAACACCACAUAUAACAUUAGUACAGCACUUCUCUUGUAAAGGGGAAUACAUUAUGUAAGUAUGUGUGUGGGGUUAAAGUCAGUGUAGAAUAAAUAUCUUAUGAGUGUUUAGAACUUGGAGCAAUGAUGUCAUAGAAGCUCAUUUCAGAUUUGCCAGCAGGAUAUUUUAGUUAUUCCUACAUUUUCAUGUAAAUAUUAAGAAUAAUACUAUAUCAUUAACAUAUUGGUUGAUGGUCAACCCUCAAUCAUUUCAGUGCUUUUAUAGGUUUUUUGCAGAGCAAAAAAGUAUUUAUUCAAUCUUUUAGUGCAAUCUAACAGAUUACUUCAUUUAGUCAAGAAACUUGCCUGUUUGCUCAUUUUUGUUUUUUGUCACUGUGAUAUUUAAAAUGUAAAAACAAUAUUAAACAAAAUCAGCUUUUCCUAACAAAACUAGAAUGAUAGUUGACCACUUUUGUUGAAAUAUUAAAGGGCUACAUUGAGGCACUACAUUCUCUGGUCACAAAAUUGACUGGCAUGCUUUAAGGGAGUGGACUGAUUCCAUUCAACAUUCUCAUAGAUGUAGUGAUUGACAGGAAUGUGAACAUACAGGAUGUAGGUGCAUUUAAAGUUGUUUUUUUUUGUAUGUAUUGAUGUUGAAUGUGUGUUCAUGCCAUUAAAGUGUCAUGCAUAAA